GCGCUAGUGUUUACGGCGAAUUUAUUACCAUGGCUUUUAGAGAUGCUGUCAUUCAACCUUACCAACUUGAACCAGAAUCUGACCCAGAAGGAGAGGUUGUCGAAGAAUAACGGUUCAGAAUAGGUACAGCCUCCACUAAACGUGUUACAUCCUGUUCACUGUGGGUGGUGUGUCCCGGCUCAAGGACUCACACCAACAAGAGAGCGAGAUCAGAUGCAGCUGAGCUUCAGUUGUCCACUCACAGCUUUAACCCCAGCAAUAUCAUGCAACUGAUACAUCUGGAAGCUGCAGUCGUACUUGGGAUUAUCACUCAGAUAUCCAGCGACAGCAUUUCAUCUCCAUCCCCUGACUGUUUUGCUGCUGUUAACACCUGCAUGUCGGAUUUAUGCAGGAGCGAAAGGGCAUUUUAUGGCGGCAUCUGUGAGGAUGAAGCGUGCCAAAUAAAAGGCUCAGAGGUGUGUAACAUGACCAUCCAGACCAUACUGGACCAAUUACCUUCGCUGCAAGGGUGUGUGUGCGACUGGGAGGAGGAGCUUUGUGACUCCAUACAAGUGCUAGCCACACAAUGCCAACCGAAGCCAGCGGUACAGCAGAAGAGGAGCACAGUGGCAGCCUGGCAGUCGAGCACUUUAAUAGAUUAUGUUUACGACGCUGGUGGAUCCUGCUUCGAACGAUUUCGAGUUUGCAUCGGCGAUGCAGUUUGCAACAGGAACCUGGCGCCCGUCCUCCAGGCGUGUAUGGGGGAGCAGUGUGGCAGCGAGGGCUGUCGGCAGGCAACUCAGCAGUUCUAUGGAGACAUGCCACAGAAUCUUGUGGAGAUGCUGGUCAUGUGUGAGUGCGAUGCUGCAGAUCAGAGCUGUUUGCAGACGAAAACCGAUCUGCACAGCGGCACAUGUGGAGAUGAAACCUGGAUCUGCCAGGAUGCUGUUAACCGGUGUGUUGAGGACAGUAACUGCAGGCGUCUGUUAAAAACCUUCCAAGCCAAAUGCUGGAGCCCCGAAGAAGCCCAGUGCAGCGACCAUGACCUCCAAAGAGAAGGAUGUUUCAUUCAGAUGGAUCCAACUCUUAUCCACGGCACAGAUUCUGAAUGUAAAAUGGCCUUUGUGGGUACUUUGGGCACAGCACUUCACCAUCCUUGCACCUGCAAGGGAGUGCACAACAAUGACCUACGGAUGUGCAAUAUGAUUCAAAACACAUUUCACAAUAAAUCACAUUUCAUAAUAUCUUCACAUCACAAGGACAUCAAAGGCAGUGGUGACCCUAAACCUCCUGAAGUCAAUGACGCUCAGCAUGCAGGGUCACAUGAAUAUCUUCUGUAUGGAUUUGCAACCCUGCUACUUGCUGGAGUGCUCAUAUUAAUGCCUCUGGCGAUUGUUAGUAAAAUCUGCUCGCUGAGGAAGAGAGAUGGAACAAAAUUUCACCAUGCACAGAAACACAGCGGCGCUGUUCUCUGAAGUUCAUCAGUCCACGUGAUUAACUCACGAACAUUUUGUGCUUGUUGCACGUAUAACACUAUUCACAAUGUUGACAGGGAUAUGAAUUGCUUUAAAUAACAUCCAGUUGUAGUUUUAAUGUCGCUGUUAACGUCAUACAAAAUGCAGCAAACGAAAAAAAAAAACUACAAACAAACCUUAGAAGAGCGGCAGUUAUCUUAAGUGCACUUUUGUUCUUCAAGGUACUUGGUAGGUGAUUGAUGAUGCAGAGAUCAGGACUCAGUGGGGGACAUACUGUCUGUUGCUGGAGCCCUUGUUCUUCUUGUAGAUAGAUUGUCCGUUAAGACUCUUACUGUUUGUGUGGUCUCAUACUAAGUGAAUUUGGGACCAAUUAAAUCGUUCUCAGAUGAUAUUGCAUGACAUUUAACUAAUUUAAUAAGCACGGUGCACAUCAUAAAUCCUCCAAAGACGCUUAGAGCAUUGUCGGAUGUAAUAUGAUUUUAUUAUAGUGUUUUUUAGCUAACCUUUUAUCAGAGGAGUCUGACUGUUUAUGGUUUAAGAUGCUGUUGUGAUCUUCAGAGCUCAAAAAACAUAAGUAACUUGACUUACAAAAUAAAUCUCUGUCCUUAUAGACAAAACCAAACAGAGGUCGAUUGGUUCACUAUUAACAAAAUUAACAAAACAUCAAUUUAAUUCAGUUACAUUACAAAUUGUCUCAAGACGCUUUGCAAAACCCGUCUGAAACCGCUGGAACAAGCAGGAAGGCAAGGAGAAACUCUCUCAUAUAAGUCAGACAUGAGUUUUCUUUAGGUUGUCAGUUGUCGUUUGUGGUGGUUUAGCACGCUCUGUUCAUCUCUGUGCUGAUCCCCCUGUAUGUACUAAUAAACAUCACUCUGAAGACCUUUAA
Messenger RNA from Mugil cephalus (flathead mullet), 2340 nucleotides. RefSeq names its product GDNF family receptor alpha like (gene gfral). Gene Ontology annotation, cellular component: external side of plasma membrane; signaling receptor complex. NCBI's taxonomy places the organism in Eukaryota, Metazoa, Chordata, Actinopteri, Mugiliformes, Mugilidae. Gene Ontology annotation, biological process: nervous system development. The record is from RefSeq and is a predicted model, not a curated record. The transcript has 10 exons. Bases 264 to 1454 code for a protein of 396 amino acids. Gene Ontology annotation, molecular function: signaling receptor activity.